This is a messenger RNA of Phycodurus eques (leafy seadragon), 1596 nucleotides long. It is a transcript of the gene nek10, whose product is annotated as NIMA-related kinase 10. Lineage: Eukaryota; Metazoa; Chordata; Actinopteri; Syngnathiformes; Syngnathidae. Gene Ontology annotation, biological process: protein phosphorylation. Gene Ontology annotation, molecular function: ATP binding; protein kinase activity. The record is from RefSeq and is a predicted model, not a curated record.
AUGACGUACGGAGAGCUGAGAUGUUUUAGCAGCUACCCGUUACAAAAGCUCUUUGCAGACAUUCUCACCUUGCUGGUCAACAACCGCCUCUGCAGGAGAAUUUUCAUCAUCUCAGAGGCGUCCAUUCACUCGCCAAGUUCACAGUGUAGAGGCGAGAUCGGAGAGCUUCCCGUUGUAGAGAACCUUGUCCUCAUCCUACAGGACUACGACCUGGUGUCUAAGAGCAUGGCCGCCGAACUGCUGAGGCUUCUCUCUCCGGUGCCACGCGUCAGAGAUGAACUGAGGAAUGCUGUGCCGGUGCUGCUCAGCCUGAUGCACGCGCCCCACCUCAAGCUGCUGUGGAGCGUGGCCUGGGUCCUGGUGCAGCUCUGCCAGGACGCCCACACCAGGUCGGAAGUGCUCAGCUGGGGGGGGGGGGGCGUGCACACGCUUCUAAGGCUGCUCGGCAGCGACAGAAAGUUUGUCUGCGACCGCUUGUCCAUCGAGGAGCUGACAAGCGCCAGGGCCGCCGGCCGAGUCCGCCGAGGUCGUACGAGGGAGGAGCGAGGACCUCGCGCGGGCGCCGACAACAUCGUGGCCCUGCAGUCGGCUUGCUGCGCAGCUCUGACUGAGCUCAGCCUGGAGGACGCGUGUGCUCAUCACAUCGUGCAGGAAAACGGGAUGUAUAUUUUCGCCAAACUGAUUUUACCCCAAGAGUCUGGACCGAAUGUGUCAUCUUUACAGUGUUACGCAUUCCGGGCACUGCGCUUCCUCUUCAGCGUGGAGAGGAACAGACAUCACUUUAAGAGGUUGAUGACAUCAUGCCAGUUAACUUGAGGUGUUAAGUAGCUUGUUUGUUUCUCUUUGCAGGCUCUUUCCCACCUUUAUGAGGAGCGAAUCAUGGCUGUGGACCAGAACCGGCCCACGCUCAAACUGAUCAACGGCUACACUGUACUGGAACACCUCGGCACUGGUGCCUUUGGUAGCGUCUUCGAGGUACAACCUGGUCAGCAGUGUCGUUCCACAGUUGCCUUUUUACUCUGUGUUCCAAAUUAUUCGCCAAACCAUACGGCCCACCCAAAUAUCGUUAAGUACUACAAGACCUUCCUGCAAGAUGACAAGCUGUACAUCGUGAUGGAGCUGAUCGAGGGCGUUCCUCUGCUGGAGCGUUGCAACUCCCUGAAGGAGAAGCAACAGAGCUUCAUUGAGGAGCGAAUCUGGAACAUCUUCAUCCAGAUGUGCCAGGCCCUGAGGUACCUCCACCAGGACAAACGCAUCGUCCAUCGCGACCUGACGCCCAACAACAUCACGCUGGGCGAAAAGGAGAAAGUCACCAUCAUCGACUUUGGGCUGGCCAAGCAGAAGCAGGAGAACAGCAAGCUAACCUCAGUGGUGGGCACCAUAUUGUACUCCUGUCCCGAGGUGGUGAAGAACAAACCGUACGGUGAGAAGGCAGACAUUUGGGCUCUGGGCUGCGUCCUCUAUCAGAUGGCCGCCUUGGAGCCUCCAUUUUACAGUAACAACAUGCUGUCCUUGGCCAGCGAGAUUGUUGAGGCCGUUUAUGAACCACUGGAAGACGGAAUUUACUCUAAAAGGCUGUAUGCACAUCAUUCUUGA